CACAUCUGUUCAUUGUAAACAAACUCUAUCCCCGUGCCGAAUGUGUUGAAUAACUCGCAAACUUUUUCCGAAAUUAUAGUGAAAAUUCUCGUCAAGUGAUGGAUUUUGAACUAAGAAAUCUGAAAGACUUCCUCACCCUCUACAACCAAGUGACGGAACUGUGCUUCAAGUCCUGCGUGGACAACCUGUUCGGGCGGGAACUGAGCGGAGACGAGAUCCGAUGCACCGACAACUGCGUCGGCAAGUUCUCCAGCGUCAACCAACGGCUGAUGCAGGUCUACGUGGGCGUUCAGAGCGACAUCAACCAGCGGAGAAUGGUGGAAUUCGAUGCCCAGCAAGCGAAAUUGUUGGAAGCGCAGAAACAGUCGGAAACGGCGCCAAUUGAACCAGUCAAGACGGAUUCCGGUGCGACGACGAUAUCGACUGGUGGAACCGAGUCUGCCAACACCACGGUGGACAGUGGGAAAGUUGAGACGGUAGCAAAUUAAGGGGGUGUGGUUCUGAAUUAAAAUUUAAGCGUUAGGUUGAUUGUAUAGUGGUUCGAUUAGUAGCAAUGAAUAAAGUUUGUUUCGUCGUACUGAUAGGAAUUCCGGGUGCCGGAAAGACUACCUUUUGCGAAAGAUUCCAGCAAAUAAUGUUAGAAAAAUAUUCUAUGGUUAAAGUGGUUCACGUUUGUUUCGAUAAAUUUAUAAGAAUAGGCGAUAAUCUAGAUUUGGAAACAGGUCACAUGAAGAAAAAACGGAAGCAGCUUCUAAGAAUAUUGGAGAAAGUCGUCGAAGGAAUCAAGUUGAAAAAUCGAAUCGAGAUUGAAGAAGCAAACGAUGAGUUAACUCGAGAAUUCAACGAGAAUAUCCACCUUGAUUUAGACCAUAAAGAAAAGAUUUACAGCCUUUUUCUAGACGACAACAUGUAUUAUAGAAGCAUGCGGUAUGAAAUUCUUGCUCUAGCUCGGAAGCAUCGAACAGGAUUCCUACAGUUGCAUUUCAAUGUUUCCCUAAUGGAGGCCAAAGCUAGAAACAGCGAGAGAUCGAACCCAAUCCCCGAAGAUACCAUGUCACGAAUGUGGAUCAAACUUGAAAAGCCGAAUGGGCACUUCUACAGGUGGGAAAAGAACACCGUCGAUUUGCUGGGAAACAACAAUUUAGAUGACUUGGAAACGGUAGAGCAAAGGAUCAUACAGUGCACCAACAGCCCGGAAUGUCCAAUCGAACAGAACGAAGUUAGGGAACCAGUAGAACAGUCAACUAUCCAUAAAGUAGACUUACUCCUGAGAAAAGCAGUCAGUGAUGUCAUUAAGCAUCAAAAGGCGUUAUUGAAUGGUGCUGAUUUGAAGCUAUUUACCAAGCAACUCGUGUGUAAGAGAAAAGCGAUUUUAAAUGAUUUGAAGCUGGGUUUGAUCGAUGUUGACCCACAAUGUGCUACAAAAGAACAGAUUGAGUUGUUGUUUUGAAGAAAUUUCUUUUAAAUAAAUAUGUUAGAUACAAAAACAAA
Messenger RNA from Aedes aegypti (yellow fever mosquito), 1491 nucleotides. RefSeq names its product mitochondrial import inner membrane translocase subunit Tim10B. Lineage: Eukaryota; Metazoa; Arthropoda; Insecta; Diptera; Culicidae. The coding region runs from base 554 to 1450 and encodes 298 amino acids. The record is from RefSeq and is a predicted model, not a curated record. The transcript is spliced from 2 exons. Gene Ontology annotation, molecular function: tRNA binding; kinase activity. Gene Ontology annotation, cellular component: mitochondrial intermembrane space chaperone complex.